This is a messenger RNA of Punctularia strigosozonata HHB-11173 SS5, 1062 nucleotides long. RefSeq lists its product as uncharacterized. The transcript is spliced from 4 exons. NCBI's taxonomy places the organism in Eukaryota, Fungi, Basidiomycota, Agaricomycetes, Corticiales, Punctulariaceae. Bases 1 to 1062 code for a protein of 353 amino acids. The record is from RefSeq and is a predicted model, not a curated record.
AUGACUUGGCAACACGGAAAUUCUACGUUCGGGAACACAUUGCCGCAAGUUACGGCCGUCGUUUUGAACUGGUCGCGAUUCCAAAACGUGUUGCUCAUCGCGAGUUUGCUGUGCUCCCCUGCGCUCGACGGUACCAUCGCUCGGGACUUUGCACGCACCGGAUGUGCAUCACCCAAGCUGCAAUUGCACAACUCUGACUCCAACUUGUAUUUUCAAGCGCGUUUCAUCGCAUGCGCCGAAGCCACAACCGAGUACUGUUUCAUCCAGGACGACGAUUAUCUCGUUCGUCCAGAAGUGAUCAACGCCAUGUAUCAACGUCUGUCCUCCAGCCCUCUUACCCACCCAGGCGGGAUUCAUAUUCUGCCGCCCCACGAGUAUCUGUCUUCAACCCUGCGCACUCUCGUGGCAGGGCACAACCCGGCCACCAAUGCCUAUAACAUACACACGACGUUUGCGUGGCUGGGGCACGGAGCACUUGUCCGUCGGUCGAUGACCGCCGAGUUUCUUCAGCUGCUGACGUUGUUGAACGCGUCGGACGAGGAGAGGAAAAGGGCCGACAACUACUACACGAUCCUAGGGAACCGGAUACCGGAGAUUUGGCUCGACCAGAGCAUUGAACUCGGGGGCGGACAGCCGUUCACCGUUGGCACUGAUGGUCACGAACGGAACCUCAAGCACAUUACGAAGGCAACUCGAUAUCUCGAUGCGGUGGUCGGUUGUGGGACGCCCCCCUGCAUAUUUACGAACAUCUCCAUGGUCCCAUACAUGGAUCUGACUCCCUCGUCCCUACCUGCUACGCAAAACACGCUAGCUGCGUAUGCUGGCAUGCCAUGGACGUUGGAAACCAACAUCGGAUUGUUGCCAUUCGGCCCACAAGUGGCUCGUGCAGCAGAGGACAUGCUCCUGCUAGAAACCCGUUCCCUCGAUGCGCUUGGACCCGAAGCACGGGCACGAUACGUGACCCAUCCGCUCAGCCAUAUAGCGGAUGGGAAUGCAGACACGUGUUUUGAGAGCGUCCACGGUGCGGGCCGAAUCGUCCGACCUAGUUAUGUCCUCCCUUAG